AUGCUGUCCACCGUUCCCCUCAAUGCAGGACGUAGGCGCGUAUUCGGCUCCGUUUUCUCUCCGUCGCCCGCCCAUUCCCUCAAGUCGGACAACCCCGUCGCCUCGUUCGAAUCGACCGAUUCCAUCUCCACAGUCAAAGCAGACUCGCAGUCAAAUUCAUUCGCGACCAUUGGCGGUUCUACAGACUCUGCGUCUGCAGAUGCAGAAAUCCUAGAUCAGGCGCGCGUGGCGGCGGCCGAAUUCCUCUCCGUGCCGAACCUGGGCUUUGAACCCCUCUACACUCAUCGCGAUACCGAUGGCAGUGAGCUGCUGAAGGAAUGGAACCGGCUUGCGCCUCCGUCAAAGGAGUCUGCAGAGGCACUGGAGUACCUGAUGCGAACGUCUCCGUGGACAUUGUUUGAGUGGUAUGGCAACGACAUUAGGAAACAUUUCCUGAUCAAUUUUCGAUCUGGAUUGACCAAGCUUCUGGCCUCUCCAGAGAAAGAAGAUCUUCUGCGCACCAUCGUGGCCUGCUUACAGCUCGCCCGUCGGAUCUAUCUCGCCCCCGUCCUACACUUCCUGCUUCCAUUGACUCCACACCAAGGGGGUUACCUCGCUCAACUGCAGCGCGCUUUCCACACAGUCGUCUCAUAUAGUUUACCGUGGAGGGAAAUCUCACCACUUCUCGCCAGCGAACUCACACGCGAUGCCGUGGUCAUCUUGGGCAUUGACACCCUGGACGAAGCUUUCGACGCCGAAAUGAGCGAAGAUGAAAUGGAAGUGGAACGAACAUACUCCGUCUCGUACAAGGACUGGAACGAGGAGACACCGGAAGCACGCGAACACAUGAUGGCCGAGGGCGAGGAACACCGAGUGACCAUUGCGCGGGAUCGGCUGUUGGCGUUCCUGAAUGGUCUGCAACUUGUUGGGCUUGGUGCAGACAAGGCGCAGAAAGUUUUUGCCGAGGUGAUGAACAUUCUAAUGGGAGACUUCAUCCAUGCCGCAUAUGCUGGUGAGUGGGAGGCGCCUUCGAGUGUACCACAACACCUGGGCCAAUGGAUUGAGAAUGUCUACGCACGCCUUGCAGUGCAAGUUCUGUCCGUCAUUCAUUCCGAGGUCGAAUCCGGGGCUAUGGACGUGAGCUUUGGCGAUGUCGAAAAGUGGCGGACGGUAGGCACCGCCCGGCUUGGAAUGCUUCGAGUCAGCGAACUUUUCGAUGUCGUUGUUGACUGGCCUGCGAGCAGUGGAGCGGUGGAAGAUCUGCGCCACUUUGUAACUCAGACCAGGCCGCGGGCGUACGUGACACAUUGGUUCUCAUUGAACCUGCAGCAGAGACUGCUACAUCCCGGUGCUUCUACGGUUGAAAUUUUACAGGUGUAUAUCUCGGUUAUUCGAGCUUUCCAUUUACUGGACCCUAAUGGCGUCCUGCUGGAUCGCAUUGCCCGGCCUAUCAGACGGUACUUGAGAGACCGGGAUGACACCGUCAAGGUGAUCGUCAGUGGUCUGCUAGCUGAUCCUGCAGCGGUUGAAGGACCUGUCACAAACGACACAUUGGUGGAGCUGGCUUCCGAGCUGACAAGGCUCAACCAGCACUCCAUGCAGAGCAAGAAUAGCGAGAUAGACUUUGAUGACAUGAACUGGCUUCCUGACCCUGUCGACGCCGCCCCCGACUAUCGCAAGUCGAAGAGCGCAGAUGUCAUCGACAGUCUAGUCAGCUUAUUCGAUUCAAAGGAGACGUUCGUCAAGGAAAUGCAGACUCUUCUGGCAGACCGUCUCAUCCAGAAACGUCGGCACUAUGAUCAGGAGACUACAGUCUUGGAACUUCUCAAAGUCCGAUUCGGGGACUCUGCAUUGCAAGCAUGCGAAGUCAUGCUGAAGGACUUGACAGACUCCCGCCGUCUCGAUCACGCCGUGAGAAACGACCAAAUAGUAUCUGGCAAUCUCACGGCAGAAGACACACAACUCCACGCAAAGAUUCUUUCUCGCUUCUUCUGGCCCGAAUUCCAAGACCAAGAAUUCAAGGUCCCCGAUGAGAUCACGGCGAUCCAAGAAAGUUACGCCUCCUGCUUCGAAAAGCGCAAAGACUCCAGAAAACUGAUGUGGCACAACGCUCUCGGCCAAGUGACCGUCGAACUGGAGUUCGAAAACCACUCCUUCGUCGACGAAGUAACAACCUGGCAAGCAACAGUCAUCUACGCCUUCCAGGAUUCCCCACCAGACUCACCAGCCACCAAAUCAAUCCCCGAGCUGGCCGAACAACUCGAGAUGACACCUCCCCUCGUCCGCAGCGCAUGUCUAUUCUGGGUCAGCAAACGAGUUCUUCACGAAGUGACCAGAGACACAUUUGAAGUAAUCGAAAUUCUCGAGGACGAACACGCCCCAGACUCCGACUCCGAUAGCGAAGCCGGGGAAGCCGAUGCAGCGGCUGCCGCUGAAGCAGCCGCCGCCGCAGCAGCAAAGGAGUCUGCCGAAGCGGCUGCAAUGGAGAAAAUGAAUGUCCACUGGCAGUUCAUCGUUGGUAUGCUGACGAACCAAGGGCCGAUGGCUCUGGCGCGGAUUAUCAUGAUGUUGAAAAUUGCUGUCCCCGGCGGAUUCCCAUUUAGCGAUGAGGAGUUGCGGGAAUUCCUGGGCGGGAUGGUCACGAAGGGAAAAUUGGAGAUUGUUAAUGGGGGCAAUUACAAGAUCGUGCAUUAG
This is a messenger RNA of Penicillium salamii, 2673 nucleotides long. The record is from the annotation of a GenBank genome assembly. NCBI's taxonomy places the organism in Eukaryota, Fungi, Ascomycota, Eurotiomycetes, Eurotiales, Aspergillaceae.